This is a messenger RNA of Olea europaea var. sylvestris, 1490 nucleotides long. RefSeq names its product palmitoyl-monogalactosyldiacylglycerol delta-7 desaturase, chloroplastic-like. Bases 153 to 1307 code for a protein of 384 amino acids. Gene Ontology annotation, molecular function: oxidoreductase activity, acting on paired donors, with oxidation of a pair of donors resulting in the reduction of molecular oxygen to two molecules of water. The transcript is spliced from 5 exons. NCBI's taxonomy places the organism in Eukaryota, Viridiplantae, Streptophyta, Magnoliopsida, Lamiales, Oleaceae. The record is from RefSeq and is a predicted model, not a curated record. Gene Ontology annotation, cellular component: endoplasmic reticulum membrane. Gene Ontology annotation, biological process: lipid metabolic process.
UUACUUUUUUAUAAUGUCAAUUACUAUUUAAUUGUCUCUACCCCACGUUUCAAUAAACUACACCAUGAAAUUCUUAAGAACCCAAAAUUCAACAACCCAAUAAUAUAAAAACCCAAGAUCCCAUUUCUAAACGAAAUGCCUAAGCCAAGAAAAUGGCGGCACUGUUAGCACCACCACCGCCCAAGGCUAAACCCAUCUCAUUUUCAGCCCCCCACCGCCAUAAAAAUAUACCAGUAGAAGCCCAUUUUCCUGCUAUUAUACGUGAACAUCAAGAAUCAGUAUAUGGUGCUAAAAACAUUAGGAAAACACUAAAUUUCCUUAAUUAUGGUUUCAAAGGAAAAAUUGGAGAUGGCAAGAGUAAAAUGCCCAUUGUGAGUGCAGCAUCAAUUCCAUCGCCAGAAUGUGGAAACGAUUCAAAAUUUGGGGGAAUUUUUCUGUCUGAUGUGGUGGUGAAGAGGAGGAGGAGUGUGUAUUGGGGCAGAAAGUGGAAUUCUUUGGAUGUUGCCACCGUAGGGGUGGUGCUUGCUAUGCAUUUGCUGUGCCUAUUUGCCCCCUUCGCGUUCAACUGGGGUGCUUUGUGGGUUGCUGUUGGAUUGUAUAUUAUCACUGGCCUUUUGGGUAUUACUCUCUCUUUUCAUAGACAUCUUUCUCACAGAAGUUUCAAGAUUCCCAGAUGGCUUGAGUACUUUUUUGCGUACUGUGGUGUUCAAGCACUUCAGGGGAACCCAAUUGACUGGGUGAGCACGCAUAGGUACCAUCAUCAAUUUUGCGAUUCGGAAAAAGAUCCACAUAGUCCCAUAGACGGAUUUUGGUUUAGUCACAUGAGUUGGCUUUUCGAUACGAAUUCCAUUGUUGAAAGGUGCGGAAAACCAAACAAUGUUGGAGAUCUAGAGAAGCAGCCAUUCUAUAAAUUUCUUCAAAGCACUUAUGUAUUCCAUCCAAUUGCACUUGGAGCACUAUUAUAUGCUUUGGGAGGAUUUCCAUACAUUGUCUGGGGAAUGGGUGUAAGGAUCGUGUGGGUGUACCACAUUACUUGGCUAGUGAAUUCAGCUUGCCACGUUUGGGGAAAGCAAGCUUGGAACACGGGCGAUCUAUCAAGAAAUAAUUGGUGGGUGGCUGUGCUUGCAUUUGGCGAGGGUUGGCAUAAUAAUCACCAUGCCUUCGAAUAUUCAGCUAGACAUGGAUUGGAAUGGUGGCAAAUUGACAUGACUUGGUUUGUGAUUAGGUUUCUUGAAGCUAUUGGACUGGCCAUCGAUGUGAAGCUACCCAACUCUGCCCAAAGGCAAAGGAUGACAUUCAGUAAUUGAGGGUUAGGCAAAGGGGUGGGGGACUCUGUUAUCUUGCUAUUUUAGUAGGUUGAUGGACAUGCAUAGAGCACAAUUGCGAAAUUUAGAAAACGUUUGUCGUAACUUCUAUGUUUAACAUAUGGCUACAGUUCUUGAGUUGAUAUAUAUAUAUUAUUUUUAUUUUUUUAAUUUUAAUUUUGCUUU